GUUUGGGAUGGUGUGUGCUUGUGAGGUUUGUGCGGCUGGAGAGGAGGAGGAGGACCGUAGUGAGGGGGGAGAAGAGCAUGAGGAAGGUGGAGAGGAGGGGGAAGAGGAUGAGGCGAUGGAAUCUGAGAUUAACGAACUCGGUAAGCCGGUUCUGGCAUUCGAGGAAACUGAUGGCGUUGUGAGGGCUGCGGAUGGAAUAGGGCAUACGAAUAAUGCUUCGACGCCCUCUACUCGACCGACUCUCAUAGUAAAGCUGAGAAGGUCGGUCAUUCCGGCGCCUAGGCACGAGAACGAAGUCGGCAAAGCUUCCAAAAAGGGGGGACCCAAGGACAAUAGCAAAAAGCAUCGUCAAGCUUCCUCGUUGUGGGAAACUAAGCCAGAAGGGAGCUCUGCCCAUUCUAUCAAGAGACAGAAAACUGGCUGAGUCGCGAUUGUCGGGCGGUAGGUAGACCAACGCACUCUUGCCGCGCAAGGCGACUUCUUGGCCAUUGGUGUUCUAGCGAUCCUAAUCGGUUCUCCUUGUUUCGUUGAGAAUCAGUAACACUGAAUAGUCUAAGAAGCAUCCGUAUCACCUUUCAAAUAUCAACUCUUUUUGGAAUAGAUAGAGAUUUGAGAAAAUUUAUUUACGCUGU
This is a messenger RNA of Mytilinidion resinicola, 632 nucleotides long. RefSeq lists its product as uncharacterized. The record is from RefSeq and is a predicted model, not a curated record. Lineage: Eukaryota; Fungi; Ascomycota; Dothideomycetes; Mytilinidiales; Mytilinidiaceae. The transcript has a single exon. Bases 8 to 424 code for a protein of 138 amino acids.